AUGGCGCGCGCUCGGCUGCUCGUCGCGUGGGCGGUGCUGAAGGCGGCCGUGGCGCGGACUGGUUCCUGGGACAGGCCAAGACAUCCAGAGCUCGACGCCGGCCACGGCGUCGCGGAGAGUCGCGCCCAAAGCGGUGCGUUGUCUGCGAUUGCAGCCAGCAGGGUUUCGACGGCUGUCACGCUCCUGCCUGCAUGGUCGGGAGCGACGGGAGUGGCGCUGGGAGGGGCGCCACAGUGGGAGGACCGCCGGCCGGCGAGCGCCACACUUCGUCCCGCAGUGACGUUGGUGCCACUGGGCCAGACGUGCUACGAUGCGGGCUUGCAAGACGUCGGGGCUUCUGAUUAUUGUUUCGACACAGCAGCGCCCUAUCUCGGUAUCUUCCCCGCCCAAAGGAGUUAUAUCCCAGGGUCGGUUUUUAGGGUCAGCUGUGUCUACGAAGCCAGCUCGGACACCAUGAUCUUUUCGCAGGCAUCUGGCGCGCAGACCUCGGGAUCUUCCGAAUAUCAGUUCCUCUGCAUCGGGACAUACACAACUACGGCCACGCACACUUCUAUUAUGGGCACUUCCCUGACCAUCAGCUUGACGACGACCGCGACAGCCACGACCACCUCCCACGUGAACUACGUGCUUCUGGAAACUGGUAAGACUUGCCACGAGGCUGGCAUGGAAGAUGUCACCACCAGUGCAGAGUGUUUCGGACUUGCUAGACAACAUUUCAAUUUUAAGUCUGCUGCGACGUCCGAUUUUUCAGGCAACGGCUUCGCCUUCACAUGCGUGUUUCACACCACGGACUCGGAGAUAUAUUUCGCGGACUCUAGCUCCGAAGGCGCCACCGGCUACUCGUACUACCGAUACAUUUGCAGGGGUGUCUUGACGACGACCGGCACCACCACCACCACCACCACGGCCCCGAUUGUAUUUCCGACCGGCAGCAGCCAGAUAGCGUUGAUGACAAAUUUGACUGUCGACCACGUGGACGGCCGCCGGAUGGCGGUCGCAUGCGACAUUGGAUAUAAUGACACAUGUGAUGGUCAGGAGCACUGGUAUGCCUGCGGUUCGGGAUGUGUGAGCGGCCAAUACUGGACGCAUUGGAAUUGCUAUUGUUGCUGCGAGCAGUUGGGCGUGAAGCUCGUGGCCGCGGACGCGAACGCCUCCGACUACUUCGGGAUAUCGGUGGCCGUGAGCGCCGACGGGGCCCGGGUGGUGGUGGGGGCCUAUGGGGACGACGACGCUGGGGCCGAGUCCGGGUCUGCCUACGUGUUCGACGGGGCCAGCGGCGCGCAGCUGGCGAAGUUCGUGGCCGCGGACGCGGCCGCCAACGACAACUUCGGGUUAUCGGUGGCCGUGAGCGCCGACGGGGCCCGGGUGGUGGUGGGGGCCAAUGGGGACGACGACGCUGGGUCCCUCUCCGGGUCUGCGUACGUAUUCGACGGGGCCAGCGGCGCGCAGUUGGCGAAGCUCGUGGCCGCGGACGCGGCCGCCUCCGACUAUUUCGGGCGCUCGGUGGCCGUGAGCGCCGACGGGGCCCGGGUGGUGGUGGGGGCCUAUGGGGACGGGUGGACCUCCGGGUCUGCGUACGUGUUCGACGGGGCCAGCGGCGCGCAGCUGGCGAAGCUCGUGGCCGCGGACGCGGCCGGCUACGACUACUUCGGGUUCUCGGUGGCCGUGAGCGCCGACGGGGCCCGGGUGGUGGUGGGGGCUUAUGGGGACGACGACGCUGGGUCCCUCUCCGGGUCCGUGUACGUGUUCGACGGGGCCAGCGGCGCGCAGUUGGCGAAGCUCGUGGCCGCGGACGCGGCCUCCGGCGAUUACUUCGGGUCAUCGGUGGCCGUGAGCGCCGACGGGGCCCGGGUGGUGGUGGGGGCCUAUAGGGACGACGACACCGCGUUAUCCUCCGGGUCCACGUACGUAUUCGACGGCGCCGGCGGCGCGCAGCUGGCGAAGCUCGUGGCCGCGGACGCGACCACCUCCGACUACUUCGGGUUCUCGGUGGCCGUGAGCGCCGACGGGGCCCGGGUGGUGGUGGGGGCCUAUGGGGACGACGAUGCUGGGUCACAGUCCGGGUCGGCGUACGUGUUCGACGGGGCCAGCGGCGCGCAGUUGGCGAAGCUCGUGGCCGCGGACGCGGCCUUCUCCGACAGCUUCGGGUACUCGGUGGCCGUGAGCGUCGACGGGACUCGGAGCCCGAACUACCCUCAGAUCUACGGUGCAAGCCAGGCGUGCAGCAUCGCCGUACCCCUCGCCGUGGCAGUUCCCAUCACUGUGGAGAGUUUCACCACAGAGCAAUGUUGUGACAAGCUUACCGUCAAUGGAGUGGUCUAUUCUGGGAAUUCUGGCCCCAGUGGCGUGACCCCCUCAGGGAGUAUUUCCUGGACUUCGGACUCAAGUAUUCAGAAGUCCGGGUGGAGGCUGUGCAUGGCGGGCGCCAGCUUCAACGCGUCGCAGCCCACUCCAGCUCCGCAGCCCACGCCAGCUUCAACGUCGCAGGGCGUGAAGCUCGUGGCCGCGGACGCGGACGCCGUCGACUACUUCGGAAAAUCGGUGGCCGUGAGCGCUGACGGGGCCCGGGUGGUGGUGGGGGCCUACUACGACGACGACGCUGGGUCCGCCUCCGGGUCCGCGUACGUGUUCGACGGGGACAGCGGCGCGCAGCUGGCGAAGCUCGUGGCCGCGGACGCGGCCGCCUUCGACUACUUCGGGCGCUCGGUGGCCGUGAGCGCCGACGGGGCCCGGGUGGUGGUGGGGGCCUCCGCCUUGUCACAGUCCGGGUCUGCGUACGUGUUCGACGGGGCCAGCGGCGCGCAGUUGGCGAAGCUCGUGGCCGCGGACGCGGCCGCCUCCGACUCCUUCGGGCGCUCGGUGGCCGUGAGCGCCGACGGGGCCCGGGUGGUGGUGGGGGCCAAUGGGGACGGCGACGCCGGGUCCGCCUCUGGGUCUGCGUACGUGUUCGACGGCGCCAGCGGCGCGCAGCUGGCGAAGCUCGUGGCCGCGGACGCGUCCGCCUCCGACUACUUUGGAGAAUCGGUGGCCGUGAGCGCCGACGGGGCCCGCGUGGUGGUGGGGGCCAAUGGGGACGACGACGCUGGGUCCGCCUCCGGGUCUGCGUACGUGUUCGACGGGGCCAGCGGCGUGCAGCUGGCGAAGCUCGUGGCCGCGGACGCGGCCUUCUCCGACAGCUUCGGGUACUCGGUGGCCGUGAGCGCCGACGGGGCCCGGAGCCCGAACUACCCUCAGAACUACGGUGCAAGCCAGGCGUGCAGCAUCGCCGUACCCAUCACGGUGGCAGUACCCAUCACGGUGGUGAUGGCGUAA
Molecule: messenger RNA, 3312 nt
Organism: Prorocentrum cordatum
Lineage: Eukaryota; Dinophyceae; Prorocentrales; Prorocentraceae
Source: the annotation of a GenBank genome assembly